AUGAGGAGCCUCCUGCUCGCCCUGCUCAUCUGCGGCGCGGCCCAGCAGGCCCUGGCCCAGCGCCCCUUGGAGGCGAUCGGCGCCGUCCUGCAUGCUCCUUCCAGGACAAACGGCAACUCUGAUUCAAUCGACCUGGGCGGCAUCGCCGGCGACAUACAAGACAUCGUCUCCAGCUUUGGCAAGGUCCCCAAGCUGGGCCAGGCCCUCGCCGCCAUCACCACAGCGGGGGAGCAGGCCGGCGCGUCGGCGAUCGCGGCCGGCCUCGACGACGUCGCCAAAGGCCUGAUAUCGCGGGCCCAGGAGGCGCGCGCCUUUCAUAUGGGCCUGCUGGGGGAGGCAGGCAAGGCGCUCUCCAGCGGCGCCGCGGCGUUCGCCACCGCGUCCGCCCCCUUGCGUCAGCUGAGCCCGAGCGUGCUGGCGCUUGACGCAACGAUGACCCAGCUGGGCCAAAUGACCGCCUUCUUGGAGGGCCUGUCCACGUACGCGCCCCCCGCGAGGAAGGCCGCGCUAGACGGCCAGGCAGCCAGGCUGGAGCGCAUUGCCGGCAACCUCUCCUCCAUGAAGGAGGCGCUGCUCGGCGGCCCCGCGGGCGUCAUCGACGCGAUCGGCGACGCCAUGGGCGCCCUGCAGCUCCCGGGGAUCUUCACCGCGAACGACCUGGGCACCCUGCUGGACACGAGCAUCAACCUCAUCGGCAGCACCCUGAACAGCAUCGCCUAG
Molecule: messenger RNA, 720 nt
Organism: Monoraphidium neglectum
Lineage: Eukaryota; Viridiplantae; Chlorophyta; Chlorophyceae; Sphaeropleales; Selenastraceae
Exons: 6
Coding region: 1-720 (239 amino acids)
Source: RefSeq, a predicted model, not a curated record